Messenger RNA from Drosophila busckii, 1081 nucleotides. Its product is annotated as nucleosome assembly protein 1-like 1. Gene Ontology annotation, molecular function: histone binding; chromatin binding. Gene Ontology annotation, biological process: nucleosome assembly. The record is from RefSeq and is a predicted model, not a curated record. The coding region runs from base 120 to 1007 and encodes 295 amino acids. Gene Ontology annotation, cellular component: chromatin; nucleus. The transcript has 6 exons. Lineage: Eukaryota; Metazoa; Arthropoda; Insecta; Diptera; Drosophilidae.
UGUUUGAGAAUUUUUUGGACACACUAAAAUAAAAUCAUAAAUUAAUACAAGCUUGCACGUCAGACCUGUAACAUUGUUAGAUUUUAAAAGAAAAACUCGAAACAUUUUCUUGAUCAAAUAUGGAACAAUUGCGUUCACGUACCAAUCAAUCUAAACUUAAGUGCGCCGCCGCUCCUCCACCAGCCGUGAAAACAGAUAAGACUGAAGCGAGCGAUGCUGAGAAAAAAGUUAUUGCUGAUUUAAAGCAGCUGUAUAUGGAGACCAUCAAUUUGGAUGUUAAGAUGCAGCGCGAUAUCUACAAUAUGGAGAAGUCUUACGAGCUAAAGCAUAACGAGAUCUUUGAUAAGCGAAAGAAGAUACUUGAUGAAUUCAAAAAGCAGAAUCAUGGUGACACCAAUACCACUGAGAAUGUAACCAACUUUUGGUUAAAGGUGCUCAAAGCGUCCUACACUGAGUUCAUUGGCAAAGAAGAUGAAAAAAUACUAUCUCAUCUAACUGACAUACGCACCAAACACUUUAAUACUGAUGUCGUCAAGUUUGUAAUUGAGUUCCAAUUUGAGAAAAAUGAUUAUUUCAAAAACACUGCUCUCACCAAAACAUAUAUAUUGAACUGUGUGCCUGAUCCGGAAGAUCCCUUGUCCUACGACGGCGCUGAAAUAGUAAAAUGCGAAGGAUGUACAAUUGACUGGAAGCGUCCACAGGAACGCGAGAAGAACGAGCAACCAUCAUUUUUUGAUUUCUUUACACCACCAACUCUACCCGAUGAUCCCGAGGAUGCAAACUUUUGUGAUAUUAAUGCUAUACUACAAAAUGAUUUCGAGUUGGGCUUUUAUCUGAAGGAGCGUGUUAUACCCAAGGCGGUUAUAUUCUUUACGGGCGAAAUAGCCGAUUGCCAGAGCAGCGAGGGCUCCGAUUCGGAGUCCGAUACUGAUGAAGAUUCAGAUGCCGAAGAGGAGGAGGAAGAGGAAUCGUCCAAUAAUGAAAAUAACACUCAAGUAAUAAUAUAGUCUAGCAUUAAGAUAACUGAACAAUUGUUUGUGCUACCAAAUAAACAUUUCACACUUUGUCAAUUCGAAAAAAA